UGUUAAGAGUUGCUGAGAAUUCUCACUCUGAGGUAUAAACUACUGUGCCCAAAAUUCUCUGAGAUAAAGAAUGUGCUUUAAAGAUAAGUUUGUUUGCAACUGUAGUCUGAUUCUAAACAGCUAGUCAAGAGCGUGGUGUGGAUAAUAUUGAGGUUGCAGGUUCGAUCUCUGUAUGGGACAGCUUCAUAUUCCUCCAUUGCAGGGGGUUGGACUAGAUGAUCCCUAGGAUCCCUUCUAAUUCUACAAUUCUAGGUUUUUAGGAAGACUCUGAAUUAAGCACCAACCUAUCCAUGCCUACUUGGUGGUGGGAGAACCCACUUCAAUGGGGCUACUUCCAACCAAACAAGCUUAGGAACAGGCUGCAAAUCUCAAGUAAGGCUUACAAUUCAUUACAGUAAAAGAUUUGUGUGCAGGCUUCUUAGAUGUAAGCCCCACAGAACACAGCGGUACUUCCUUCUGCAAAGGCAUGCAUACAAGGCUGCCAAACCUGUUCUUUAUAAAGGCACUAUAUUUAAUAACGAUUUGUGUUUUAGUUGAUUGACAUAUGAAUAAAGCAAUAUCAUUUAGUUUAGAUUAUGCAUGCUGCUAUAGUAUAUACUAUUAGGGGACUUCUCUAUUACUGUAAGUUAAAAAGCAAGGUUUUUCAGAAAACUGUGCACGACCUGACACUCCCCCCAUGGUACUGUAUUAACUUUUUUUUAAAAAAAAUGCAUUGCCCAAUUAGUCAGAAGUUUGAAACUAAUUAAUCGACAUAAUCAGUCAACGAGAUGGAGCCUUAGAUUCAGUAAUUCAGCCAUUUGUAACUUCUCCAACAUCCCAAGGGUUACUGAAAGAGACAAUCGCGCACCUUUUCCUUACGCAUAGGGGAAGCACCACCUCCGUUGCCCAAAGUAAAGAUGGUUCUUCCACCACGAAGAACGCAGGCUGGGCCCCUAACCAAAGAUGGCGGAUCCAGCAUCGGGACGAGUGCGAACCGCACUGCACUUGAGGUCGGUCGACCUCGAGUGCAGGAAACCACAACGGCGCCCGCCUCAAACAUGGCCGCCUCCGCUAUAGCGAGUGGAGGAGCUGCCCACAACCAAGAUGGCCGCGGCACUUCACCGGCGACUGGUUCUCCGAGGCGCCAAUCCCGACUCCAAGAUGGCGGAGCGCCGUCGGCGUGAGGUGAGGUUAGUCUGCGUCACGUGACAGGCAGGACGGGGGUGUGUGUAUCCCCGUCGUGUGUCCCGGCGGAAGAGUGAAGGGAGUCGGCUGAAAGGUCGCAGCUGGAGGGAAAGGGAAAACAAAGCGGCGCGGCCUAGCGCUGGAGAACCGGAGAUACGCCAGUCACCACGGAUACAGCCGGAGCCAACGCGGCGGCCGGGGCGCAGCCACCCUCGCUGCCUCCGCCGCCUCCUCCGCCGAGGAUGUCGCGUAGGAAGAGGAACGCAGGCAGCAGUUCUGACGGAACCGAAGACUCUGAUUUCUCCACGGACCCAGAGCAUACAGACAGUUCAGAGAGUGACGGGACGCCCCGCCAGUCUGCACGUGUGACUCGCUCUUCUGCCAGGCUCAGCCAGAGCUCCCAAGAUUCCAGCCCGGUUCGCAACCCACCAUCGUUUGGAGCAGAGGAGCCUGUUUAUUCCACUCGGAGGGUAACUCGUAGCCAACAGCAGCCCACACCCGUGACUCCCAAGAAAUAUCCCCUUCGACAGACCCGCUCGUCAGGAUCUGAAACGGAGCAAGUGGUUGACUUUUCAGAUAGAGACACUAAAAACGCCGCUAACCAUGACGAGUCCCCACCCCGCACGCCGACUGGGAACGCCCCAUCUUCCGAGUCCGACAUCGACAUCUCCAGUCCCAACAUGUCUCACGACGAGAGUAUCGCCAAGGAUAUGUCCAUGAAGGAUUCGGGGAGUGACCUGUCCCAUCGUCCCAAACGCCGUCGGUUCCACGAGAGCUACAACUUCAACAUGAAAUGUCCCACGCCUGGCUGCAAUUCAUUAGGACACCUGACGGGAAAACACGAGCGGCAUUUCUCCAUAUCUGGAUGCCCACUGUAUCAUAACCUUUCAGCUGACGAAUGCAAGGUGAGAGCGCAGAGCCGUGAUAAACAAGUCGAGGACAGAAUGCUGUCUCACCGACAAGAUGAUAACAACAGGCAUGCUACCAGACAUCAGGCACCAACUGAAAGACAGCUAAGGUACAAAGAGAAAGUAGCGGAGAUGAGGAAGAAGAGGAAUGCUGGGCUGACUAAGGAGCAGAAGGAAAAGUACAUGGAGCACCGGCAAACCUACGGCAACACCAGAGAGCCCCUUCUAGAGAAUCUGACCAGUGAGUACGACCUCGAGUUAUUCCGACGAGCGCAAGCAAGAGCCUCUGAGGAUCUGGUAAGAGGACUGGGCUGGGAAAAGCUGCGACUUCAGGGCCAGAUCACAGAAGGGAGCAACAUGAUCAAGACGAUUGCUUUUGGCCGCUAUGAGCUGGACACAUGGUACCAUUCUCCCUACCCAGAGGAGUAUGCGCGACUGGGACGCCUCUACAUGUGCGAGUUCUGCCUCAAAUACAUGAAGAGCCAGACGAUACUACGCAGGCACAUGGCGAAAUGUGUCUGGAAGCAUCCUCCGGGUGACGAAAUUUACCGUAAAGGCUCCAUUUCGGUGUUUGAAGUGGAUGGGAAAAAGAACAAGAUAUACUGUCAGAACCUCUGCCUUCUGGCAAAGCUCUUUUUGGACCACAAGACCCUGUAUUACGAUGUGGAGCCCUUCCUCUUCUACGUCAUGACAGAAGCCGACAACACCGGCUGCCACCUCAUAGGCUAUUUCUCCAAGGAGAAGAACUCAUUCCUCAACUACAACGUUUCCUGUAUCCUGACGAUGCCUCAGUACAUGAGGCAGGGUUACGGCAAAAUGCUCAUCGACUUCAGCUAUUUACUCUCCAAAGUGGAAGAAAAGGUUGGCUCUCCAGAAAGGCCCCUCUCAGACCUGGGCCUUAUUAGCUACCGUAGUUACUGGAAGGAAGUUCUUCUCCGCUAUCUGCAUAACUUUCAAGGCAAAGAGAUCUCCAUUAAAGAAAUCAGCCAGGAGACAGCCGUCAACCCUGUUGACAUCGUUAGCACUCUGCAAGCGCUUCAGAUGCUCAAGUAUUGGAAGGGCAAGCACCUAGUCUUAAAGAGGCAGGAUCUUAUCGACGAAUGGAUAGCCAAAGAGGCCAAGCGGUCUAACAGCAAUAAAAGCAUGGAUCCCAGCUGUUUGAAAUGGACCCCUCCUAAGGGCACUUAAUUUGACCAACCUCUCCGAGAAGUGUGGACACCUCCUCGCCACCGACCACCACCAUAACCCCCUUUCCUUUUCCAGCAUUAGGAACUGCCUUUGGGAUCGCAGAUUUGUGACUUGCUGUUGGUACCAACCCUCCCCGCCCCUCUUCCACAUGCCUUCAGGAUGUUUCUCUUCUCCCCGGGACCGUUUUGACCCAGGUCCUCCCUCCGCACGGCAAGGUCGGGAAGAUCAGAAUGGAUACAGUGUCAAUGUGGCCCCGGGAAGGGGCAGUAAGAUCUUCCGGCGCACCGUUGCAACUUGCCGCUCCGUGAACCACAAGGCCCUAGUCCAUAAGAUGGUGUCGUAACUCGUAAUUUCUUAGUUGUUUCAGCCGCCUGCUUCCGUGCAACCUUGGAGGGACUGGUCGGCACCUGCUGUGAGGUGGUAAAGGUCCUCCACGAUACAGAGGGCUGUACUGUUUUAGAUUGCAAGUGUGGGGCGCCGUGAUUCCCCAUGCAAAGAAUUCCCUUUCAGUAGAAAGCCAGCAGUGACAGGGAUAAAGAUUCUAGCAGGCUCUCUAUCUCCUGUCCUAGUUUUCUACUCACAGGGUUGGUUUGUUUUUUAAUACAAAGGAGAGCAUUCGAAAUCAAUUAUCUCCCAUCAGUCAUACGAAAUUUUGGUCCAGUCCAUUCUACCCCAUAUUCCCACCCCCCUCUUAUGCAUUCUGCUGCACCUUUGGAUCCAGCCUAAAGGUGGGCUUGUGGGACCAUUCUCCCCACCCCCCCCCGUGUCACGCUGCAAAUAGAAUUGAUCUGACACCCCCUUGGGAUCCUUCAAGAACAUCAAUUUCUCAUACCCGUUUGCAGGUCUGAGUGCUAACUGGAUAUUGGACAGCAAGCGUGUGCAAACAGCAGCUAUUUAUUCCUUCCCAGCAGGGCAGGAAAUCUCCAGGAGACUGAUUGAAUGUGGGGACACCCUUUGGCUGCUUCCCCUUCCCUUUCCCCGAAAGGUUUGAACGUUAAGGCCGUGCUGCUGUCUCUGUGGGCAACACAGCUGAGUCCCCGGUGGGGGGAAGCCGCCUAACGGGAAAAAAGCACCACUUCUCCCACUCCUGCAGUAGUUGUGCCCUUGCCCAGUGUCACCUAACAUUGAGCUUCUUGCUCCUCCUUGCAGCUGCUUUUGAGUGCUCUGACCACAAACCCUUCUGAAGAGCCAGCUAUAACUGUUCCUUUGCAGGAGGAGAAAUGGCACAACCAGCAGCCCUUACCAGCCCCCUUGUCCUGGUGCCUCCUUGCCGCUCCCGACACUUUUUGUCCUUUGAACUUCCUCCCGCUCCGAAAGAAACCCGCACCUAGCAGGCCAAGGAGCGUGCAUUCAGCCAGACGGCAGGGGCUGCUCAAGAGAGCACUGCCAGCCGGACGCCGCUCCUUUUGCCAGCCUGUUCCUGUGCAGCAGCUUUUGCCGCCCAGGUUUGGCGCUACUUUGAAUUGCGGCGGUGAUCCAACAGUGCCAGAUCUAGGCGGGAGUUAGCUGCAGUCGGCUAGCUUGCCUUCACGCGGUGAUAGUUUACUUCCCUUUCGGCAUGUUUUGGCUCCUUUUGCAGUCCACGCUCCUGCAUCUCUUGAACCAUCUGUGCUCAUCCGGGGACCACCCUGGACCUUCUCCCACCUCCAUUCUGGCCGAGGCGAACAGCCAUUGUUUUUAAAGGAUUGCCAGGGGGAAAAUCAGCUUCCAUUUCCCAGAAUGUGUGCUUAUUUCACCCAUAGAUUGCAAGAGCCCGUAAGUCCAUCACGGCCAGGCAGCCUACCCCAGUCAUUUCUGACCUCCUCUACUGGUUUUGCUUGAUGGUCUCGCAGAAGUAUGAGGCCCCCCCAGAGAGGCUGGGUUUCUCCCACACUUCUAGGAUGCCGUAGCUGGUUGCAUGCAGGUCCUCAUCCCAAGACAAAUCCGCCCUUAGAAAAUUUGUGAAAAUAGCUCCAAGAGCCUGGAAAGUGUUUGUGCAAGCAGGCACAGCAUCAAUUUGACGACAAUAAUUGGUGUGCCCCUUUUCAAGGGGAGCCCUCCCAUCUUUUAAGUGAUCGUCACUCCCAGGCUUGGGAUGGAAACCCUUGCCUGAUCUGUGUGCCACCUGCUCCCAAGGACUGGGAGGGAUAGAAAGAAGAGGAAAGGCAGGAACCUUGUGGGGUAGGUGGACCUUAUGGGCUAUCAGUUAGGGGGGAGAGUGCUUGGCCGUUUUAAAACGUCUUGUAAAGCCAGAGGUGGGGACUGCAGCUCCCAUCAACCCCAGCUUAGGGGAUGAUGGGAUGAGCCACAGGUUCCCCAUCCCUGCUCUAGGUAUUAAGCUCACAAAUUCGCCUUAAGUGUUCAGAGACCAAAGGGAAACAUCCACCGAGCACACUUUGCCCUAACCUUGCUAUUCACAGAGAGGACAGCCCCAUUGAAAAGCUGCAGCAAGAGAGGUCCCUUUCCUUGCAGAGUCAGAAACCUUGACAGCCUCGCUCUUUGAAGGGCUGUGCCUUUCACACAUGCCAUCGGCGUGCUUUCAGAAUUGCAAACCGUCGGUGGCAUUUGUCCUGCGCUGCUUCCGGCUACCUUUUGUGCAGGGCAGCGUCGCCUGGUGAGACCCCAGCAUUCGGGGGGCCAAAAGCCCACUCCCCUGAACUCUGAGGUGCUUUUGCACAAAGUCCAGGGUCCGAGGGCACAUGUCCUGAGCCACAGACCAAGCUGGGCUGUGUGUGUGUGUGUGUGUGUGUGUGUCACAUGCAGCACAACCAAAGAGGCCACAAAGGAGAUUGGGGUGUGUGUGCGAGUCACAUAUUUGCCACCUCACUCCAGGUUGCAUCUUAGUACUGUUUGUCAUCCCUAGAGCAUAAUUUUCUUUCCUUCCUAGAAAUUACCUUGGCACAAGCCUUUGGACCUUGGGGAUGCCUGGCCAGAGAGCGCAGUGUGUUUUCAGACUGCCGUCAGUCGGAUGGAUGUGUUACGAUCCAUUUCCAGCAAGUCUGGUUUUCGAUUGUAAGGUUUGGCAAAAAAAAAAAAAAACCCUUCCAACUCGAAGCAAAACACCCUGAGGGCAUAAAUAGCCAUCCUUUCGCCAUGUCUAUGGCCUCUAGUCUGCUGCGUCUGUGGAACACAACCUCUUUGUUUCUAGCUGAACUCCGCUAGAACCCACCUCUCCUUGUCUCCCCUCUUGGGACAAAAUGGAUUCCAGUUGAAAGUCGAUCCCUCUAGCACAGAUCUUUCCGCAAGCACUCCUGUGGUUGGCUCUCGUGUUUGGUUUUGUCUUUUCAUUGCCAUCCUAAAUCUGCCAAAGUUUAUAUUUCUGUGCAAGUGUCACCCAGCACUCUCCGCUUCUAGUUUUUAGCAACUGGUGAGGUGGCGCCCUCUCAGGUGGGGAGGGGAGGUUGGCCAUUCUUGUACAGAAGUGAAUCUCUGUUUCCUGGAUAUGUUAGAAUAUGCUACCAGUGUAUCUACUUCUCAAUAAAGCAUGUUCUCUGCUCUA
Molecule: messenger RNA, 6738 nt
Organism: Zootoca vivipara (common lizard)
Lineage: Eukaryota; Metazoa; Chordata; Lepidosauria; Squamata; Lacertidae
Gene: KAT7
Product: lysine acetyltransferase 7
Biological process (GO): regulation of transcription by RNA polymerase II
Cellular component (GO): histone H3-K14 acetyltransferase complex; chromatin; nucleus
Molecular function (GO): histone H4 acetyltransferase activity; zinc ion binding; transcription coregulator activity
Source: RefSeq, a predicted model, not a curated record